Molecule: messenger RNA, 677 nt
Organism: Notechis scutatus (mainland tiger snake)
Lineage: Eukaryota; Metazoa; Chordata; Lepidosauria; Squamata; Elapidae
Source: RefSeq, a predicted model, not a curated record
UCUUCCCGCUGGCUACAGUUCCAUCACCCACGAGGUCUCAGGUGCAGCAGCAUUGCAUACCGAUUAUGCAGGUGUGGAAGGUCGAAAUUUGGCCUUAGGGAAGCCGGCCAGCCAGUCUUCCAUCCAUCACCAUGACAUCGUUGGGUCAGCAGACAAAGCUGUGGAUGGGAACUGCAACGGGGACUGGUACAACAACUCCUGCAUCCACACCAAAAACGAGAUGAACCCCUGGUGGUUGGUGGACCUGGGGGAGCCUCGUAAAAUUUCUGUGGUCUUGGUGAAAACCCGCUAUGACUGCUGUGCCAAAAGGAUGUAUGAAGCGGAGGUCCACUUAGGAAAUUCUCUCAAAGACCACGGAAGAGCCAACCCUCUCUGUGGAACCAUCCUGAACGUCAGCCCGGGCUCCAUCACUACCAUCUACUGCAACGGGCAGGAAGGCCGCUACAUCAGUGUCCACUUGCCCGCAAAGGACUACCUGAACAUGUGUGAAGUGGAGGCCUACGGCAUCAAGUAGAGAAACCACGGCUUGGGUUGGGGGCCAACCAGUCUCCUACAAAACGCCGAUUGCUCUCCCAAAAGAAUCUGAAUAAAUGGGCUACUAAGAGGCAUUCUUGGGUUUCCUCUGAUUUUUAGUCCUCCAAGGCAGUGGCGGGAUUCAAAUUUUUUUUAUAGUACCG